Molecule: messenger RNA, 698 nt
Organism: Oreochromis niloticus (Nile tilapia)
Lineage: Eukaryota; Metazoa; Chordata; Actinopteri; Cichliformes; Cichlidae
Exons: 5
Coding region: 5-469 (154 amino acids)
Source: RefSeq, a predicted model, not a curated record
CCUGAUGCUUGAGUUCUUUCAUUCCCUUCUGGUUUCUGGUAUUAAAGAAAAAAUCUAUGAAGGAAAGUGUUGUUCACUUUUCUUGAUGGAUUUUGAGCUGAAGCCGAAACACUCACACAUUCAGACGAAUGACACCUUUGCAGACAUGAAGUUUGUGAUCCUCUUGGCUGUUUUGAGUGGGGUUUUUGCUGCCCCUUUCCUGAAGGAAGAGGAGGCCAAGCGAUUCAUCAGGCUGAAGAGACAGGCAGGAUAUUGGGAUCCAAACUACUCUCAGAACCAGUGGGGUUACACCGUUCAGGAGCAGGCUAAUGAGUACUGGACAGCCAUUCGAACAGAUGCGCAGUAUUACAUGGACAUGAGCAACCUGAUGUUUGACCGCUCUGUGGCCACCGAAAACAACAGGAUGUAUAUGGAGAUGCUGCGCAAUGCACGCGCCCACCUGGACAGCCUGACCGGUCGUAACGGGUAGAAAAGAAAAAAGAAGACUGGGAAAUGGAAAACAUUUCAUAAAAAGUGAUUUACAAAAGCAUAUAUACAAAAUAUAUAGUUAGAAUAGUAUAUAAAGACUUACUUGAUAUGGGAUGUUUCUGAAAAUGUUCUCCAUUCAGAGCCUGCCUGAACUGUACUAGGUUUAGCGAUCAAACACACUACCUGACAGGAACGGAACAUUUGGACAGAAAGUCUUAGAAUCUCAUUAA